GGAAUACCAGCUAAUUAUUAAAAUAUCAUGAGUUCAGGAAAUUGUAUGGAUAGGAAGCAUUAUGUUCUGGUGCAUGGGGCAUGCCAUGGAGCUUGGUGUUGGUAUAAGCUCAAACCACUCUUGGAAUCUGCAGGACACAAGGUCACAGUGCUUGAUCUAGCAGCUUCUGGCAUCAACAUGCAGAAAAUAGAAGAUGUUGAAACUUUCUCAGAGUAUUCUGAGCCUUUGUUGCAGCUAUUGGCCACACUUCCCACAAAUGAGAAGGUAGUUCUAGUUGGUCACAGCCUUGGGGGAUUGAACAUAGCACUUGCCAUGGACCAAUUCCCAGAAAAGAUAGCUGUUGGUGUUUUCUUAACAGCAGUUAUUCCAGACACUGAACACAGACCAUCCUAUGUCUUGGAAAAGUUCAUUGAAAGUAUCCCAGCGGAGAAUUGGUUAGACAGUGAAUUCUCCCAGAGUGGAAACAAAUCAAUAGUUGUUUUUGGUCACAAAUUCUUGUCCGAGCAACUCUACCAAGCCUCCUCUAUUGAGGAUCGAGAAUUGGCCAAGACUUUAUUAAGGCCAGGGUCUCUCUUUAUCGAGGACUUGUCCCAGCAGAAAAACUUUUCCAAACAAGGAUAUGGGUCAGUUCCUCUUGCUUUUAUUGUUUGCACUGAAGACCUUGGAAUUCCAUUGAAUUUCCAGCACUGGAUGAUUCAAAAUGCUGGUAUCAAUGUCGACGUUGUAGAGAUCAAAGGCGCUGAUCAUAUGGCUAUGCUUAGCAAGCCACAACAACUAUGUGAUUCUCUCCAGCAGAUUGCUACCAAAUAUGAAUGAAAUUAUGAAAUUUGUUGUGUUCAAAAUUGACUUAUACUUGAAUAAAGUGAUAUUCUUGCAGAAAUUAUUGGGAA
Molecule: messenger RNA, 890 nt
Organism: Cajanus cajan (pigeon pea)
Lineage: Eukaryota; Viridiplantae; Streptophyta; Magnoliopsida; Fabales; Fabaceae
Product: salicylic acid-binding protein 2
Biological process (GO): salicylic acid metabolic process; jasmonic acid metabolic process
Molecular function (GO): methyl jasmonate esterase activity; methyl salicylate esterase activity; methyl indole-3-acetate esterase activity
Source: RefSeq, a predicted model, not a curated record